AUGGCAACUCAGAAAUCCCCAGCUCCUCACGAAGAACAGGAGGAGGAACACAACAUUGUUCCCGAUCUCCCUGAAUCCGUCAGUCAAGGCAAGAGAAGAGAACACAGACUCCUGAAUGCACUUGAUGCAGUCGAUCAGGGCCUCUUGCCAGACAUGGUUGCAGAAGCCUAUAAUUUCUUCUUCGAGGCAGAGAUCGUUGACCUUCGUAAAGCCCAAUCAACAACGUCGCCCCAACCCGCCUUCAAGAUCCCAGACCCUGAGUUCUUUGAGAAUUCCUCCAUCGCUAUCUCUUGGGAACAAUGGAAAGAUAAAAUGAUGAACAAGAUUCGUGCUUUUGGAAACUCCGAUCCCAUCGUACAAUUGAUUAUCGAAGAGAUCUUUGUUACUUUGGAAGGUAUCUACAGGGACCCCAAUAAGAAACAGAACGUCCAACGACCAAUUACUGGAAGAUCUGAUCUACAAGUUGAGCAACGAACUCAGCGAUAA
This is a messenger RNA of Sclerotinia sclerotiorum 1980 UF-70, 486 nucleotides long. RefSeq lists its product with no specific name. The transcript is spliced from 4 exons. NCBI's taxonomy places the organism in Eukaryota, Fungi, Ascomycota, Leotiomycetes, Helotiales, Sclerotiniaceae. The record is from RefSeq and is a predicted model, not a curated record. Bases 1 to 486 code for a protein of 161 amino acids.